Messenger RNA from Ricinus communis (castor bean), 731 nucleotides. RefSeq names its product auxin-responsive protein SAUR72. Lineage: Eukaryota; Viridiplantae; Streptophyta; Magnoliopsida; Malpighiales; Euphorbiaceae. The coding region runs from base 129 to 641 and encodes 170 amino acids. Gene Ontology annotation, biological process: response to auxin. The transcript has a single exon. The record is from RefSeq and is a predicted model, not a curated record.
CCAAGUUGGUUAACUCUUUCUUUUCUCAUCAAUAUCUUGCGUGGGGUUAACUCUUUCUUCUUGUUUUUCUUCUUAGGGUUGAGCAUUUCUUAGUUAAGACUUGAAUUUUUUUUGGGUCGUUGAAAAGAAUGGAUACUUCUGUAAAGAAUAGAUUGAAAAGAAGUAUAUUCCUCAAGGUAUGGGAAAGAUGCAAAUCUUGGAAUGCUGGCAGUAAAACAAAAACUGCGAGAAUUGCAUGCAAUUCUUUAACAAAGAGCAGGUCAUGGCACUGCCCUACUACAAGAUCAUCAUCAAGCGAAGAAGAGAAUAUUGAGAAGGGAAAGAAGAAGCCUCGGGUAGCUCCGGCAGGAUGUUUUCCAGUAUAUGUGGGAGAGGAGAAACAAAGGUUUGUAAUCAGGACAGAGAUUGCUAACCAUCCAUUGUUUAAGAUAUUGCUAGAAGAUGCUGAAUUGGAAUAUGGGUUCAAUAGCGAAGGUCCAUUAUUGCUUCCUUGUGAUGUUGAUUUGUUUUAUAAGGUUUUAGCAGAGAUGGAUAGUGGAGAAGAGAUUAGUACUACGCCACGGAGUUGGCGUACUUGUUUAUUAAUCCUUUGCGGUCCACAGACAUGGUUCUCGGUUAAUUACAAUAGGCAUAUGAUAUAGUAUUACAUAAUACAAAUAUAAUGCGACUUUAGUUUGUUUUCAGUUUUGGUUAUGGAAUAUUACUGAAAUUAGAAAUACAAUCUCUUUUAU